Xiphias gladius (swordfish) is the source of this 4199-nucleotide messenger RNA. It is a transcript of the gene epor, whose product is annotated as erythropoietin receptor. Gene Ontology annotation, biological process: positive regulation of cell population proliferation; hemopoiesis; cytokine-mediated signaling pathway. The record is from RefSeq and is a predicted model, not a curated record. NCBI's taxonomy places the organism in Eukaryota, Metazoa, Chordata, Actinopteri, Istiophoriformes, Xiphiidae. Gene Ontology annotation, cellular component: external side of plasma membrane; membrane. Gene Ontology annotation, molecular function: protein binding; cytokine receptor activity. The transcript has 8 exons. Bases 189 to 1796 code for a protein of 535 amino acids.
CAGCUCUACACACCUUAUCGCUCACAAGCAGGCGCGUAACGGCGUUGCGCUAUCCAUGGUAUCUAAGCAAGAAACAAGCCUUCCCCGGGCGAGAGCUGCGACAGACGCGUUUGUGGCAGGUUAUUCUCCAGUGAUGCAGCUGGACAACAGAAGGCCAAAGUCUUUCUGUUCACAGAGAGGACAAAAGGAUGACAUGUGAUCAACUGAGCCGAGUGUUGGCAUUUUAUAUGGUAUUCUGCGCCAUGCCAACAGCUUCCAUCGUCCACGGCGCACGAGAUUUCGAGAAGAAAGUAUCGAUUCUGCUGAAAGAAGAGCCAGAAAACCCCAAGUGCUUUGCUGAAGGCAGGAAGGAUUUCACGUGCUUCUGGGAGGAUGAUGAGGAAAGAGCUGGGUCUGUGGAUCAGUACUCCUUCAAAUACACCUACCAAAAUGAAAACAGCAGCAGGUGCCCACUGAAAGCCCUCCCUGCAGCAGGUGGGAAGAGGCUGUUCAUCUGCCAUCUGAACCGAACCCAGAUGUUUGUCCAAAUGGACAUCCAAGUUCAUCGGGAGGGAAGACUGAUCCACAAUCGCAGUCUCCUCAUCGAGCUUGUCUUUCUUCUUGACCCUCCUGCUCAUGUGACGGUGAACAGGAUGGGUAAGCAAGGCCAGCUGAAUGUCAGCUGGGUGCCUCCUCCUCUCAAGUACAUGGAUGACAGUAUGAUGUACGAGGUCAGCUAUGCUAUGGCGGACAGCCAUGUGGGGCAGGUUGAGGUGGCACGAGCUAGUUCAGAAUUGAUCCUGAGAGGCCUGCAGCCAGGUACAAAGUACAAGGUGCAAGUCCGUGUAAAGCUGGAUGGGAUUAGCUACAAUGGCUAUUGGAGUGCGUGGAGUGACCCAGUGUUCAUAGAAACACUGCCUACAGAAUUUGACCCACUCAUCAUGUCCCUGAUUCUCAUCAUCUCUUUCAUCGUCAUUGUGCUGUCUCUCACUAUGCUCCUGUCACAUCGCAGGUUUCUUACAAAGAAGAUUUGGCCGACUAUUCCAACUCCUGACAGCAAGUUCCAAGAUCUUUUUACCGUUUACGGUGGGGACUUUCAGGAGUGGUUAGGGCAAACCAAUGGAGGCUUGUGGUUGAGUCCAGCUUUCUUCUACUCAGUGGAAUGCCCUUCUCCUCUGGAAGUACUCUCGGAGCUCAGCGUUUGCCCUUCUCUGCCCUCCCCGCCUCUGCCACCCAAGGCCUCUAGAGCUUUGACUGUAGACAGGAAGGAGGAAAAGGAUGUAAAGAAAGGGCUGGAUGAUAGAAAAAUACUGGAAAGGGGCAAUUCAGUUCUGACAGAGGGAUGGAGAGCCACACCACACGAUCACUUGAUGGACCAUUUUCGGGCACUCCAACGGCACCCUGUGCCCCUUUCCCAGUCCUCUCUGCUGGAGUCUCAAGACACUUAUGUCACCCUCAGUGCCAACAACCACAGUGAAGACGAGCACUUGGAUGAUACUCUCGAGGAGGCCUUACCCCUUGAAGUGCUUUUUUCCUCCAGAAAGACUGUGCUGUGUGAAUCCCAUUCAGACCUGGGAUCCGUGCAGCAGAGCUCUGGUUCAGGUCGUCUUUCCUCCCAGUCCAGCUUUGAGUAUCCAAACCACAUCUGGAUGCCCAAAAGCCCAGGGUACACCUAUAUGGCAGUAGCAGACUCUGGGGUCUCUAUUGAUUACAGCCCCAUGAGUAGAGUUAUCUAUGCCAACGAGUACAAGAAUGACAUCCCUGCUCACAGAAGACCAUUCCUGUCGAGGCAGCACCCUGUCCAUGACAUUGGCUGAGAAGGAGCUCAGCUGGGCAGGCAGCACAUGGACUGAGACUUGACUCAAGCUAGCUGGAGGGUAUCUGGAUAUUCACCCAAAACUACAUAGCCUCACAUUAACUGUUAAAAAGGCGUAUCAAGGAUUUGGGUCUGAUAGAAGCAAGGAGCUGCCUCAUACUAAAGUGUAAGCUAAAGGAUUCUCUGAGUCCGCUGGAUGUACAUACAUCAUUUCUACUUUAGCCAAAUCAUCCCCAAUCUGUACAGGACAACACCAUUACAUGGAAACGGCAGCUUUGGUUUAUGCCAAAUACUGAUAUUCAAUGUAAAGGUCUUUUUGCUGAUCUCUUAGGAUCAUAUCCGGUUGAUCAGAUCAGGAAUUUUACUAUAACUUCAGCAAAAUUCAAACUGAGGGCGUGAACUCCCUGAUUGUUUCCUUAAUGAUUUAUUCAUGUUUGAACUAAAUGUAUUCUUAUUUUAAAGCUUAAAUAACAGAGCAGCUAUUAGGUUAAAAAACAGAGUAUACAUACAGAAAUGGAAGACUGUGAACAAUACAGGCUGACAUGCUUUCCCUCUCCCUCUGAUAUGUCUUAAAUGAUAAGACUGGUGAUAUUCUAUAUUUUUCUUGUUGUCAACAAAUGCCAUGAAUAGACUUUAACAAACACUGAGCUGAUCCUUCUACACAUUGUGUCUUUGUAGCCAAAGCCUCAUAUACAUUAGCUUAUUCCUCUGUGCCACAGACCUCAAUUUUUGUCCAACAAAACUAAGAAUUUAAAGCCAUUCCAGCAGCUCUGUUAGGCAGUACUUGGGCACAGCAGUGCAUGGGGACCAUGAAUGUCUGUAUAAAUGUUAAUGGCAGUUCAUCCAGUAAUUCUCAAGACAUCUCACUUACAACCACAAGUGUCACACUGCAAGCAGUGUGAGUCAAUCAUUGUACUGUGUGACAUGUUCCUUCUCUACAAUGAACAUGGGCACGAUGCUUUAUUUUGAGUCAAAAUCACACACACCAUCGUAGUGCCGUGAAUACUUAGUAGAGCAGCAAAUGUGUAUUAUUCUAUGGGAAAAUAGUCCUCAACAAAUGCACCAUUUACUCCUGUUUGAAUAAAGUUUUGUAAAAACUACAGUGCCCAGUUAUUUUAAAAAAAUUACUGGGCUGAACUUUUUAAAAAUGAAAGUGUAUAUUUGUAGCUCAUUUUAAAGAUUUAUGUCUUUAGUAGGAACUUAGGUCACGGAAGCUGGAAGAUAUUGAAAGACUGACUAAGACAUUGUUAGUUUUGCUCACAUCAUGGGAUUUGUUGACAAUAACAAAAAAUAUAGAAUAUUGCCUUAUACUGUACUUGUACCCUCAAAUUUAAAUCACACAGCUUUCACUCGAACCUGGCAGCCAUUAAACCAGUGUCAUUUCCAAACUGGAUACAUCUAACUGUAUUUGUAAAUAACAUUAUGAUGCUUUUUGUAUUUUAUCACAGUUUUUUUCAGAGAAUGAUCAAAUUACUAAGCCGUUGCUAUUUCCCGAACACACAAUCCUGGAAAAAAUGAAAUAAAAAUACUACUACUGUAGCCUGUGCAGUUAAAUUUUACAGCAGUAUUCAUUCUCAGGUAACUGUAGUUGUUAGUUAAGUCUCUUUCUUGUCAUUUUUAAGUCGUUUUUAGUCACUAUAAAGAGCAAAACAUACAUGACAUUUCCAUUCAAAACAUUUAAAUUAAUUUCAUUUUUCAAAUCUUUUCUAUUUUCAAAAUAUUUUUUAUGCUUGUUGCUUUUGUGGCUUAGGAAAAAUGUUGUAAUUGAAUUGUAACUACUCUAAAAGUAUAUAAGUACAUUAUUCUGCAAAAUUUCAGCAUAGAGUGACGCCUUAGGGAUACAAAGGCUUACAGCCCAAAACUCACUCUCUUACAUAUUGUUAAUUUUUUUUUCUACAACAGCAAUGAAUGGUUUAUCAAAUAUAAUAAAAACUAAAUUUCAUUUUAAAUAUCAAUUGUAUUAUUAUGCAACAUAUAUUUAAGAGGGGGUGUUAUCUUUCUCACACUCAAAUGGAGAAUAUCUCCUUUUUAGGAUGAAUAUUUUAAUGUGUAUUUCCUAUUUAGUAUUUUACUUAGAAGUAAGAAGAGUAUAAUAAUAAUCUUUCUUUCCAUGUUUUUCAUUCUCAAACAUUUAAAAUAAUUUUCUCUCUUGACAAUGAUAAUUUUUUAACAUUUCUUCUGAUGUGUAAAAUACUUUAACUGUGAUAUCAGCCACUUUAAGUUCAGUGUCUCAAAUGUUAAUAGCUCCAGUGUUGUAAAUCAUUGGUUCUCAACCUAAAGGACUGGACCCCUAAAAGGAUUCCAAGAUACACAUGGGGGGUUGAUUGAGGGGAUAAGAAAAAAAAAACAUAAAUAUACUAUACCAAAUAUGUUUAUUUUAAUAUACAGUGUAUUUUUCUGAGGG